Molecule: messenger RNA, 2739 nt
Organism: Bemisia tabaci
Lineage: Eukaryota; Metazoa; Arthropoda; Insecta; Hemiptera; Aleyrodidae
Product: deoxynucleoside kinase
Cellular component (GO): mitochondrion; cytoplasm
Molecular function (GO): deoxynucleoside kinase activity
Source: RefSeq, a predicted model, not a curated record
UAUAGGUUAGAAAAUCCUUAGGAUUGUAAUGAGCAACCACAUGAAAUACUAUCCUCUUUGAGUUUUUUGCGCGUAAAACCAGUGUAAUGAUAACGGAUAUUCAUUGUUGCUCGAAACUGGUCCGCUUGUCGAGUUCGCUAGCACAUUUCCCGCGUAUUUUGUUCAAUUUAUGUAUUUAUUCUUGUGUUAGAAGUGCAGCUUAUUCCACCAUGUCUGAAGAUAAGAGGAAACCAUUUACUGUGUUUGUGGAAGGAAACAUCGGUAGCGGAAAAACCACUUUUCUGAAACACUUUGAACAAUGCCCGAAUACGUACAUAGCGGCAGAACCUGUGGAGCAAUGGAGGGAUCUGAAAGGACACAACUUAUUGGAACUGAUGUACAAAGAUCCAUCAAGGUGGGGGCUGACAUUUCAAACUAUGGUUCAAAAAACAAUGCUAGAUGUUCAUGUUCAAAAAUGUGAUGAACCAAUCAAAUUGAUGGAAAGAUCAAUUCACAGUGCAAGGCACAUCUUUGUUGAAAACCUUUUCCAGCAAAAAAUCAUGUCUGCUCCCGAGUAUGCCGUUUUAGAUUCUUGGUUCGAAUGGAUCUCUAGCAAUUGUGAUAUCCAUGGAGAUUUAAUAGUGUACCUGAAAACUAGUCCAGAGGUUGUGUAUGAAAGAAUGAAAGCUAGGGCACGACAGGAAGAACACACAGUUUCUCUAGAAUACUUGCAAAAACUUCAUGUUCUACAUGAGAAUUGGCUCAUCCACAAAACUAUCCCUGGUGCAGCUUUGCCCCCUAUUGUCGUGGUUGAUGCCAAUCAAAAUCUUGACUUAAUGGCUCCAGAAUUUAAGCGCUGUCAAAACCUCAUUUUUAGUCACUUAAAAAACCAAUCACCAAUGAAGAAACUGCAAUCCGCAAAUCUGAAGGAUGUUCCUGACAUUCUAAGCAGUCCUUCUAUUCUUAAUGAAACUGAAAAAAACAGUGUAGAUUUGAUUGCAGUAUGAGGUUCAAUUUUUUGUUAUGUAUCAAAUUAAAUUUUAUCAACCUUAUUAUUGCAUUUUGAUGUGUACUACUUGUCGCAUUUAAUUCCAGUCUGCACUUUCAUGUAAAACUUUCAAGUUUGUUCCCCUCCCCAUUCAUUUGUUAGCCCUGUUUUUCAGUUAGAUCACAGAGGCUUCUCGCUCCUCUUUUUUUAAAGAACUUUCUAUUUUUAUACAUUCUUUUCUCCUGUUUCUUGAACCAGUUCACUUGACUGUUUGUAGAUUGUUUGUUUUCAUAAAAGUUACAAUGUUUUCCCUUUAUCAAUAAUCAUUACUAGUUUUAUAAUUUUUUUUUCAUAGACUCAGUGUCCGGACAUGGACCGGUUUUGAAUUAUGUAAGUGUUUAAACAAAAGUGUGAUCAUCAGUGUUCUUACAAAAUAAUUCUCUUUGUCUAAUGUCAGUAAACACUGGCCUAAUUUUCUUCUAUUUCCAUUAUACAAUUUAACAGUUUACCAACAUGUGCUAUUGACAGCACUGUUCAGCUUUAAGGAUUUCCUCAGUUUUUGUCGCUGGCAAGGGAUUCUCAAAGUUUGAAAAAAGCAGUUAAUCAGGAACUUAAGAGCCCUGUGUUUUUAGUUGUAAGUAUUAUAAUAUAGCAUAGCUCACACCCACCUGCAGUUACUGCAGUGGAUCAACAGAUACAGUGCAAAUUCCGUACAGUUGAAUGAUUUCCUUGAAACGCAAAAUGCCAGAUGUUACAUAUAUAUGUUGUGUAAUUUGCGGAAGGAAGUUAGGAUGUCGUCUUUUAGUAGACUUUUGUUUUUAGUUCAUGGAAAGCUGUAAUGAUCUCAAAAAAUAAUGAGCAUGUUAAGAAUUAAUUUGAAAUUAAGUUUCUACAGUUAAGAGUAAUCUUUUUUUAAUGUUGGCUCUUUCUUUUACACUUCUUAUCUGAAUAUACGUCAGAUAAUUCUAUCGAAAGUAAUGUAACUUAACUUCCAUUUUAUCAUGGUUUGACAGAAAUUUUUUAUUAAUGUGCCGAGCGUUUCAUUUAUUUAUAUAUUUAUGACCAGUUUCCACUCAAAUUAAUUGUAGCUUUAAUAGAGUGUGACAUUUAGACAGCGUCUGACCAUGCUGUAUUGGAUCUAGAUCAUAAAAAAAAGUCUCAACAAUUUAAUUCUGUUAAAAGUUCAAUUUAUAAGAUUUCACUAACAUGAUCGAUAAAUACAUGAGCAACAUUUUUUCCACUAUGAAACUGAAAACUGAUGACUGAAAACUAUGUGCAGAAGCAGUUUGAUAGCUUGUUAAUAAUUAAUGCCAAAAAUUAGAAAAGAUGGUCACCAGAAGAGUCUUUUACACAUUACAUCCUCAUUAUUUUUACUUUAGGGUAGGGAGCUUUCAAAUGAACAAUAUCGUUCUCAAAAUUCUGAGACUGUUAGCAUGGAAAGUUUUGAAAAUUAUCGCUGUCAAAUUUUAUCACUGGACCGAAAACAAUUUUUCUCUCCUCACUUUAGCCCAGCUGAAGAUAAUUUUCCUCUUUCUUCUCUCCGUCCUGAAUUCCUUUGAUUGCUCUAAUUUCUGUAUGUGUGCACAUAAGCAAAGCAUACCUGUUGAGCAAAUUUUUUCAGCAUAAUGUUUGCAUGUUGCCGUAUCAAGGCCUCAAAAUUAUUAUCUUUUUCAUUGUCCCUUGUUCAAUUAGUGAUAAUAUUUUUUGAAGGAAAUGUACUUUGAUUCUUUGUAUGUGGCCAUCUGUAAUAUAAUAUGAUUAAUCUUACCAAA